Messenger RNA from Morchella importuna, 1074 nucleotides. RefSeq lists its product as uncharacterized. The record is from RefSeq and is a predicted model, not a curated record. The coding region runs from base 1 to 1074 and encodes 357 amino acids. NCBI's taxonomy places the organism in Eukaryota, Fungi, Ascomycota, Pezizomycetes, Pezizales, Morchellaceae. The transcript is spliced from 3 exons. Gene Ontology annotation, cellular component: nucleus; pre-snoRNP complex. Gene Ontology annotation, biological process: maturation of LSU-rRNA from tricistronic rRNA transcript (SSU-rRNA, 5.8S rRNA, LSU-rRNA); box C/D snoRNP assembly; snoRNA localization.
AUGUCCACCUCACAACCAUCUCCGGCUCCAAUCACGCCAACAACAGAUACAACUCUGCUCUCGGAGCUCUGUCCCUUCUGCAACGCCGCGCCGCCCAAAUAUCGAUGCCCUGCCUGCGACGCGCGUACCUGUUCCCUCACAUGUUCAAAGCGCCAUAAAACAUACAAACAAUGUAGCGGCACCCGUGAUCCGACCGCAUAUCUCAAACGUUCCGCUCUCACGACUCCCUCUGCGCUGAACCGGGACUUCAAUUUCCUCACUGGCGUCGAGAAGGCUGUUUUGCGCGCUGAUGGUGGCGCGGAGGAGGAGGAGCAGGAGAAAGUGAAUAAACAGAAACUGCAGAAUAGACAAGCUUUUAUAGAGAAGAGCGGAGUUGUGUUUAAGAGCGCUCCGAGAGGACUAAAGAGGGCGAGAGAGAAUAAGACAGAUGUUGUCAAGACAAAGAAACAGAGGGUGCUGGGCUGGACAGUUGAGUGGAUUAUGUGUGAUGAGGGGAAUAGGAGGAUCCUAGACGACAGAAUUACCGAAACCUCGAUACUCUUCCAUGCAUUUUUCCAUCCAAACAAUGGCGAAUCCCGCAAAAAGGCAAAGGCCGAAAUGGCCAAAACACGUUUCUACCUCCGCAAGGUUGGAACACCGGCCAACAAGCCUACACUGAUACAGCUGAACCCUUUGGCUGCGCUGAAGGACUGUCUAAGAGGACGUAUAGUGGAGGAGUACCCGACAUUAUAUGUAACAUCGCAAGAAGGCCAUCCGCAAGGGUGGGAAAUAGAUGCUAGUAUCGCGGCAGAUACAGGGGGGAAAUUGGAGGUGCUAGAAGAGACAGGCGAGGUGAAUCUAGACGCUUUGGAGAAAAUAGUUGCAGGAAAUAUGGGCGAUAGUCUUGUUGAGGAAUCGGGUGCCAAAGAGGAGGUACCGAAAGAGCUCGUGGAAGAGGAGCUUGUGGUAGAUAUGGAGGAUCCCAGCGGAGAGGUUAAGGAAGGGGGGACAAAGGAUUCAGAGAUGGAAGGCCAAACAGGAGCGCCUAAGAGCGCUAUAUCUCCAGAAGGCGAUGAGGUAACCGGUACCAAAUAG